Messenger RNA from Phasianus colchicus (ring-necked pheasant), 1869 nucleotides. RefSeq names its product VPS29 retromer complex component (gene VPS29). Gene Ontology annotation, biological process: retrograde transport, endosome to Golgi. NCBI's taxonomy places the organism in Eukaryota, Metazoa, Chordata, Aves, Galliformes, Phasianidae. Gene Ontology annotation, cellular component: retromer complex. The record is from RefSeq and is a predicted model, not a curated record.
GGAGCGCCGGGUCUCGCCUUUGGGCUGUGAUGCUCUUGAGGUGCUCCCGCGUCACCUCCAGGCGGCCCAGCGCCGACGGCGGCCGGGAGGAGGCCCCGCUUUGUGUCGGUCGGCGCCUAAAAAUCCGCCUGUGGCCGAACUGAGGGAGAUGGAGCGGGGAGGGAGCAGCGGGUGCCGUGGGUGGAGAGCAGCGAGGGCCGCGCACAGGGAGCCGUGUGGUGGUGGUGGUGUUGUUUGAUUUUAUUUUUUUACCGUUUGACGCUGCUUUCAUAACAUCGACAAUUCAUUAAUUAUGAUUUGCCUAUUCAUUUGGCUCUGUUUUCUUUUCUGUUGCUUUCCUUGGUUUAACAUUGAUCACGCCUCGCCCUGUUUCCCAUUCCCCUGUCUGCAAUCAACUCCUCCACCCGCUCAGGCCGGGCACAGAUUGGUGUUAGUGUUAGGAGAUCUUCACAUUCCACAUCGAUGCAACAGCCUCCCAGCCAAGUUCAAAAAGCUGCUGGUUCCAGGGAAGAUCCAGCACAUCCUCUGCACGGGAAACCUCUGCACCAAGGACACUUAUGACUACCUCAAGACCCUCGCUGGGGAUGUUCACGUUGUCAGAGGGGACUUUGAUGAGAACCUGAAUUAUCCUGAACAGAAAGUUGUAACUGUUGGACAGUUCAAAAUUGGUCUGAUUCAUGGCCACCAGGUUAUUCCUUGGGGUGAUAUGGCCAGCCUGGCACUGUUACAGAGGCAGUUUGAUGUGGACAUCCUCAUUUCAGGACAUACACACAAAUUUGAGGCAUUUGAACACGAAAACAAGUUCUAUAUCAAUCCAGGAUCAGCUACAGGAGCUUAUCAUGCCUUGGAGAACAACAUCAUUCCGUCAUUUGUGCUGAUGGAUAUCCAGGCUUCUACAGUAGUUACGUACGUCUAUCAGCUGAUUGGAGAUGAUGUGAAAGUAGAAAGAAUUGAGUACAAAAAAUCUUAGAAGAUAUUUGCUUGUGUGGUAUUUUUACUGUCUCAUUCCAGAACUGCAUGUUACUACAAUCCUUCCUUACUAGUUUACAGAACUACACUUAAUGUUUAACAGCUUAGCAGUGUAACUUCUUGGUAAUAACUUUAUAACAUUGUUUUCUUCUUUUCUCUGUAUGAAUUGAUUUGUAAAAUAUGUCACUAACUGUUGAAGUACAGUUCUUUCAUGUUGUCAUAAAUUUCCCUUCAUAGAAAAACAAGAAAACAAGCCUUUAUGAACCGUUGAAGAAAAUGCAACAGUUGCACUUGGUUUUGAGAUGUCUGCCAGUUUUUUCAUUUGGUAAUGCUUAUCAGACGUCACCAAAACAGUGCAUGGAACUUUCAAAAAGAAGACUGGAAAAGGCUUGAAUAAAAAUAGCAAGGCCCCUUGGAGGCAUGUUUGGUUUGCUUUAAAAUCCAUUUGAGAUUUGGAUUUCUCAUUCAGUAUAAUGUAGUCCUUUAAUUGGAUAUAUUUUUGAAAAAAAUUGGAAUGAAAACAUACCUUGGAGUAGUAAUUUCACUGUAGAAAGCUGAACCUGAGUCUUUUUAUUACUCAGAGCACUGCUGUGCUUUAAUGAAUGACUGUCUCAUUAAAUCUGUGAACAGUGAUGAGCUUUCCUUUAUUUAUGGCUUAUAUUUGAUAUUACAUUUGCCCAUUUUGCUUUGUGUAAAAAGGUUUUAAAUAAUGUAAUUCCAUACAGCACUUGUACUGCUGCCGAAGGGUAAAAAGUUGGUUGUUCAGGAAGACUGGAGCUUUUGUCUCUCCUAGUCCCAGGUACCUGCAGGGAACUGAAUGUAUUUUAACAGCUCUUACUUCUUAUGACUGCUGAUUUUCCAAUAUAAAUAAAGUUGUCUCUGCACAACAUCUAGAAUUUA